Molecule: messenger RNA, 3396 nt
Organism: Sporisorium graminicola
Lineage: Eukaryota; Fungi; Basidiomycota; Ustilaginomycetes; Ustilaginales; Ustilaginaceae
Exons: 1
Coding region: 1-3396 (1131 amino acids)
Source: RefSeq, a predicted model, not a curated record
AUGUCUGCCGUCGCAUCCAGACCCUUCUCGGUGGCAAACUCGUUCUACGAGUCCGACGGUCGUCCCAGCACCGAGCACGCUCACCUCGUCGAAUCCAACAACAAGACACGAGGUCUCGUUCGUGCCAUCAGUCGCGAACGGGACAAUCUCGCCCCUUCCUUCCGUCCGCCAAGCACCUGGACUCAGCGUUCCAGCCACCACGACGUUGUCUGGAAUGGCGACCACGACCAGGAUGCAAACGACGAACAGUUUUCGGAUGCCGAGAGCUGGGAUGGCGACGCUCCAUCAUCGUCGCACGCCGUCAACGGCGCCGAGUUCGAUGCGACUGCCAGCGUCUAUGGCCAUGUCCGGCCCAACAGCAUCGCCAGCUCCAUCUUUGCCGGCCGCGGUGCCAAGUCCGAGCGCAGACGACGGGAAGCCGCGCCGCCUCUCCCGGCGCUUCCACCGUCACACCACCUGCUCGGCAGCGAUGCACCCGCACUGCUUGGCCCGUCCGCCCAGAAUAUGCUCAGUCCAUGGAGCGAUGCCGAUGGCUUUGAGAGCAGCAGUCAGUACAGCGAUUACGAUGCAAGGACAGGCGCAGCAGACCAUUUCAAGUUAGCCGAUGGCUUUGACAUUCAGAACAUCUCGUCGUCCAAACCAUCAACUCGUCAGUCACACUACGACCAAGCUGCCGACGCGGUGGCACAGCCAGUUCCUUCACGCAACUCGUCCAAGACCAAGCCUCCUCUUCCCGCCAAGGCCGCUUCCAGGGGCAGCAACGAGUCGCCACGUCGAGAUGGCUCCUCCUCCGACGCUGAUAGUCCAUGUCGUGCCGUUGCCACCUCAAAGCCAAGUCCAAAGCGACUACCGGACGGCACGCUCAUCCCCAAGAUGCCUCCCGUGCCCCAAAGCACUGACAUCGCCCGUUCUCUCAAGCCAAAAGCUCGACGCGACCGAUCGCCUAUCCUCUCCUUCGACGGAGGCGUGGCUGAAGAGGAAAAGCUGCUGGGCGAGCUGCAAGGCAAGAUCGCAGACGAUGCGCGCAGAAUCAGCACGCUCGGUCCUAAGGUCAAGAAGAACGCUCCGGCUCCCUGGGAGCUGGGUGGUGACGACACGGUCACCGCCCAUGGGCGACCUUCGCUGCGUGAAACCCUGCGUCCCGGCGCGGAAACGUUCGAAAGGCCCUUCUCCCGCUUCAAGACGAGGCCAUCUGUUGAUGGCUCGCAACCCGCGCCCAGGAGCCCCAACCCCGUCCAUGCGCCGUCGGGUCUAGCGCACGCCGCUGCAUCGCUCGAAUCAGAGGCCCAAAAGGACGACGACAUACAGUCCUUGUUCGUUUCCCAGCGUUCCCGCUCCAAGAGUGUCUCAGGUACCGCCGUUGGCAUGCUCAAGGGUCUGGGUCUUGCAGGGGCAGCCGCACCGGCAUCCAAAAAAGGCAAGCUGUCCAAGGCUUUGCGUCUGGUAGGGGGUGGCGGUGGUGGCGGGCAACUAACCUCGGCUCCGCUCUCGGAGCUCAGUGCAUCUGCCAAACUUAAUCAACCUGGGUCGAGCCCCAUUCGUGCCUCGACUUUCGGAAGCGACUUGCCGCACAGCCAUUCGACUCGCCAAAUCAACUCAGGCGCUACGAUGCAGUCUGAAAGCAAAAGUCACGCCAACUUGGUCAACAUGAUCAUGUCGAGCAACACCAAGUUUCGCGACCAGGCGUGUUCUCCGCCACUUCCGUCGCCCAAGGGCGCAACGAUGCCUUCACCGCAUCUCGGUGGUGUUCGUUCGCUGGCCUACAAGAAGGACCCACUGAGCGCCGCGGACAGCGCCAGCCUCGCCAGCGAGCUCAACCUCAACGCGAUGGAACGCGCCCGAUCGCGAACACCGCCUAUGCGCCAAGUCAGCGUCGCUUCACACUCGGCCAUCUCCACCGAAGACACUGCCGUACGCAACAGCAGCGUCGGGGGCGAAGGAACCUUCGAUUCGUUCCCGGCCGAGGGAGAGUCGACGCCGGUCGGAAAGACGAGCGCAGAGACGUCGUCCGCUUUGCGAGCUCGUCCUGGUUCCCCUUCGAGUCAUCGAGCUGGCAUCGUGUCGGCCUCGUCGAGCCAGACGUCGGGCAGCCUUCCUCUGCCCGGAAAUAUCGAGGGAGUGCCCUACAAGCUCAUCUCACUCGAGGAAGCACGCGAGCAGGCACGUCAGAAGCAGUCCGAGUGGCUCGCUUCUUCGGGUGCUACUGGGGCAGCUAGGACGUCGCCGUACCUUACCUCUGGCGAUGCUACCGCUUACGAUGAGCUUGGCAUGCAACGUGACGCUUCGAGCGAUGGCCAGUCCAGCAUGCGUCUGCUCAAGAAUAAAAAGAGCGGCUUCCUGCUGCGCAAGCUCAAGAAGGAAAAGGGCGUCAGUGUCGACUUUGACGGCGUCUCGACCUUCCCGACGAGCGGCAGCAACAAAGACUUGGCGCGAUCAAGCAAGGCGUCGCCCAUGCCAUCGUUCUCGGUCACGGGCUUGGACGAGGAGAACGACGAGCUCAAGCCGCUAGCCCCCAUAGAGAAGCCGGCGCUGCAGAUUCGACCCGUGUCGUCCAUGUUUUCCGGGUUCGCGGCCGACUUCCUAGACGCAUCUGCGCUGGCAGAUGGGCACGCACCUGAACCGUCGAGCAGCUCCUCGGUGGGCUCGACCGGUCUGCUCGUACCGCACAGCCCAGCAGGGCAGUCGUUUUUAACACCUUCGCCGGUGCUUUCCGAGUCUGGGCGGUUUGCGUCCGGUAGCAGCUUCAGCAGCAAGCCCAAGCUGGCCGAGAUCCGACCUCCGCCGCAUGGAGCUGCGGUGCCCGGCCCCACUGUGCCCGGCUCUGCCGAAAGCAACUGGAGCGGGAUGGGCGGGGCCAGUGGCGCGAGUCGGAUGCCUAGCCUGGACGCGGGAGCAAGCACGUCGGAUACGCAAUCGCAGUUCCACUCGCCAGCCAACUCGCCGCUGACGCCGUCGUUCCACCACUCUGUGCAUGCACCGGCUUCGUCUUCGCACAACGCAACCACGCCGUUGAUCGAGGAGACGGCCGCCCUUUCGCCGCCGGCCAGCCCACUGAUCCCGGAAGAGGUGCGGCAGCGCGCUCGUGAGAUCGAAGCGCAGAUCCAGGAGCUGUGUAACGAGCUCACCGAGCUGCGUGUAAAGCAUGUCGGUCAAGGCACUGCACCCGUUUUCCGACCGAACAGCGUAGCAGAGGAUGGAGAGGGGCGCAAGGAGCACGGUGCAGCGGUGGGGGAUUGCCCCGCCUGCGGUUGCGAGUGUGCUGAACAGAGGAGGCUGCAGAGCAUCAACGAGGCGGCGGUGCUCAAGGGCAUCAGCGUGCUGGAUAGGGGACGUGCACUCAAGCCUUCAGCGAAUAUGGGCAGUACGGGCAAGUUUGGCGGCUACACCAAUCGCUGA